AUGAUUCAAAGGGAUGCAGUGAGUGCCGAAUGGCCGCCAUUGCAAUUUCGUAUUUAUGCAUCUGUGAAUUCUCGUUCCAAAGAGAAUUAUGGAAAAAUCAUUCAUCAGAUAGCAUUUCUGGAUAUCGAUGAAGUCAUGGAAAGGGAAGUAAUUAGUUCAUUAACAGUUUCACAUCAGGUACAUGUAGAUCUCCCAGAACAUACGCGUAACAAUGGCUCAUUGUAUUUGCAUUGCUUUCUGCUACCUGCAGAGCAUAAACAUCCGGAUCCCUAUCAGGCAUCUUGGCAAAUAGUACAAACAGUUCGUAUAACAACAUACCAAAUUCCCCAAGCAGAAACAUUUCGAUUAAUUACAGAAGCUGAAGAGAAACGGAAGAGGAGUAAAGAAGCGAGUAGAUCUGUGGAUCAGUUACGUGAAGAAGGAAUACCGGUUACACAUUUCCGCAGCAAGCUGCCAUUAACAAUUGUUGCUGAAUCGCCUAAAUUCGAUUUAUAUGCUCUUCCUGGUGAAAUCUAUCAGCACAUGCAGUUUUUCCACAGAGAUGGUCAAACAUAUUACUGGCCAAUAUUUUAUGUCGAUGAAUUGAGUUUUCUUACAAAAGAUCUAAUACAGUACCGACCGAUAUCUAUUGGUAAAUUGCGUUUACUGAUUACUGCUCAAGCAUCUCUUGAUCAACUGAAACGAAUGGGUUUUAGCGACAAGGAUGUUGAUGAGGUGAAGGGAAUAUUUGUGGACACGAAUUUUUACUUUUUGGCGAUGACAGUAUUUGUUGCUGCUUUACAUAUGUUGUUUGAUGUUCUCGCAUUCAAAAAUGACAUAGCAUUUUGGCGAAAUCGAAAAAGCAUGGCCGGUUUGUCGACAAGAACUGUGUUAUGGCGUUCAUUUAGUCAAUCAGUGAUAUUUGUAUAUCUUCUUGACGAGGAGACCAGUCUUUUGGUAACAAUUCCCGCAGCUAUUGGCUGCAUUAUUGAAUACUGGAAAGUAGUUAAAUCUGCCAAAAUUUCAAUUUAUUGGUCAAAAGGUAUUCCACAUUUCCGAUUUGGCACUUCCACUGCAGCAGAAAUAGAAACAGAAUCAUUUGAUUUAGAAGCAAUGAAAUAUCUCACUUUUCUACUUACACCUCUUUGUAUAGGUGGCGCCAUUUAUAGCUUGGCAUAUAUUCCGCAUAAAUCAUGGUAUAGUUGGAUAAUUCAGUGCAUGGCUAACGGUGUAUAUGCAUUUGGCUUUUUAUUUAUGUUACCACAGUUGUUUGUUAAUUAUCGUAUGAAAUCAGUUGCUCAUCUCCCUUGGAGAACCUUUAUGUAUAAGGCAUUUAAUACUUUCAUAGACGAUGUGUUCGCAUUUAUUAUAACAAUGCCGAUAUCUCAUCGCGUUGCUUGUUUCCGAGAUGAUAUAGUUUUUGUCAUUUAUCUCUAUCAACGAUACCUUUACCCGGUUGACAAAUCACGCAUCAAUGAAUUUGGUGAAAGUUUCGAAGAUACUGAGAUCCUGAAUGUUCAAAGAACCGAAUCUCCUUCAGCGUUAGUGCCAUCUCCACAAUUUAAAUUGAAAGCAGAAAAAAAAGCUGUCUGA
This is a messenger RNA of Acanthocheilonema viteae, 1572 nucleotides long. The record is from the annotation of a GenBank genome assembly. NCBI's taxonomy places the organism in Eukaryota, Metazoa, Nematoda, Chromadorea, Rhabditida, Onchocercidae.